CAUAGCAGAAAAAAACAAUUCAGAAGACAGAACUGCUGAAGAAAAGUGGUGAUGGACCUGAUUCCCAAUUCUUCCAUAGAGACCUGGGUCCUCCUGGCUAUCUGUCUGGUGCUCCUAUAUCUAUAUGGAACCUAUUCUCAUGGGCUAUUUAAGAAGCUGGGAAUACCUGGGCCAACACCUCUGCCUUUAUUUGGAACUCUUCUGUACUACCGCAAGGGUUUUUGGCAAUAUGACAUCCAAUGUCAUGAAAAGUAUGGGAAAAUGUGGGGAUUGUAUGAUGGUCAACAGCCUGUGUUGGUUAUUACGGAUCCAGAGAUGAUCAAAACAGUGCUGGUGAAAGAAUAUUAUUCUGUUUUUACAAAUCUACCGGUAGUUUUGCCAUUGGGAUUUAUGCAAAAAGCUCUCUUUGCGGCAAGGGAUGAAGAGUGGAAGAGACUUCGAGUCUUGAUAUCGCCAGUUUUCUCCAGUGGGAAACUCAAGGAGAUGUUCCCCAUCAUUAACCAAUAUGGAGACACAUUGGUGAACUACCUGAGCCAGGAAGUGAAGAAAGGCGAGCCUGUCACUGUGAAGGAAAUGUUUGGGAGCUACAUCAUGGAUGUGAUUAUUAGCACCUCCUUUGGAGUUAAUAUCAAUUCCCUCAACAAUCCAGAAGAUCCAUUUGUGAAAAAAGCCAAGAACAUCCUUGGUUCAGAAUUCCUCCACCCGUUUUUUCUUAUAAUUAUGCUAUUUCCAUUCCUUAGACCAGUGUUUCAAGCAUUAAAUGUCUGCAGGUUUUCAAAAAGUGCUCUGGAUUUUUUAAAAAAUGCUGUAAUGAGGAUGAAACAAAAACGCCUAGAAGAUAAAAAAAAGCACCGCAUUGAUUUUCUCCAGUUAAUGAUUGAUUCCCAGAAUUCCCAAGACAAGGAGCCCUACCAAGGUCUAUCUGAUCUGGAGAUUGCAGCACAGUCUAUUAUCUUUAUUUUGGCUGGCUAUCACACCACUAGCACCACUCUUUCAUUUAUUAUGUAUUUACUGGCCAUUCACCCUGAUGUCCAGAAGAAGCUUCAGCAGGAGGUUGAUGAGACUUUGCCCAAUAAGGCACCUGUUACAUAUGAUGUACUAUUUGAGAUGAAGUAUCUGGACAUGGUGGUGAAUGAAACUCUCAGAUUAUAUCCAGUUGUUGAGAGAAUUGUGAGAGUUUGUAAAAAAGAUGUUGAACUCAAUGGGGUGUUCAUUCCCAAAGGAACAAUCGUGGCUAUACCAAUAUAUAGUCUUCAUCAAAACUCCAUGUACUGGCCAGAAGCUGAAAAGUUCUACCCUGAAAGGUUCAAUAAGAAGAACAAGGACAGCAUCAAUCCUUACGUAUACAUGCCUUUUGGAAAUGGACCCAGAACCUGCAUUGGCAUGAGGUUUGCUCUCAUGAACAUGAAACUUGCUCUCAUCAGAGUACUGCAAAACUUCUCCUUCUAUCCUUGUAAGGAAACACAGAUUCCUCUGAAAUUAAGCAAGACACCAUUUCUUCAACCAGAAAAACCCAUUGUUCUAAAGGUUGUGUUAAGAGAUGAGCCUGGAAAGUAG
This is a messenger RNA of Ictidomys tridecemlineatus (thirteen-lined ground squirrel), 1557 nucleotides long. The record is from RefSeq and is a predicted model, not a curated record. NCBI's taxonomy places the organism in Eukaryota, Metazoa, Chordata, Mammalia, Rodentia, Sciuridae.